Molecule: messenger RNA, 1371 nt
Organism: Amyelois transitella
Lineage: Eukaryota; Metazoa; Arthropoda; Insecta; Lepidoptera; Pyralidae
Product: homeobox protein Hox-B3a-like
Exons: 3
Coding region: 1-1371 (456 amino acids)
Biological process (GO): regulation of transcription by RNA polymerase II
Cellular component (GO): nucleus
Molecular function (GO): RNA polymerase II cis-regulatory region sequence-specific DNA binding; DNA-binding transcription factor activity, RNA polymerase II-specific
Source: RefSeq, a predicted model, not a curated record
AUGUCGUCUCCAUCGGAAUCUUCGAGCACGGUCGGGACCUUUUUCGACCCAACUACGAAUCAUUGCGUUCAGCAUUUGAACCGCAACGUGCCGAGAAAUGUUACGGCACCGUAUUUACAGCCUUAUGCGAUGCCGCCUACACAGAAUACGGUCCCGGUCCACAUGCCGGGGCCUGCUCAACCACCGCCAGCUUACCACGCUUCUAAUGGCUUUAGCAUAAAUGGUAGUAUUCAGUACUUGCAGGAAAAUUUUAAUGGUCAUCACCCGACAUUUAGUGGAAACCACAGAGAUUUCAACGGCCACAUAAUAACAAAUGGUAUUACCAGACCUAACGGAUUGAAUGGCACUAGAAAUGUGACCGCAGCUGCUCAGCUUCACUACUUGACACCGUCAUCAAGUGCGGUAACACCGGGAAAACGCGUAAACGGAGUCAAGAAACCAAAAAGAAGUCGUACUGCAUUUACCACGCAGCAACUUCUGCAGCUGGAGGAGCAAUUUUCACAAAACCGGUAUUUAGAUCGGACGCGGCGCAUAGAACUGGCAGCGGUUCUGAAUAUAAACGAGAGAACCAUAAAAAUAUGGUUUCAGAACCGUAGAAUGAAAGAAAAGAAGGACAGCUUAGAAGAAAGCAUUGAGGAAUCCGAAAGAGUGAAAACUGAAUCGUCACCGGAUAUGUUAAUACAAGGUGUUCCUAACAUGCCCCCACUAGUCAUUAAUAAUAGUGGAUAUGGCUCAAGCAUUCAUGAGCCAUAUCCACCAGCGCAUGAUAUGUACUACCAUAUAACUCCUAACUAUGAGCUAUCAAUUCCAGCUCCAAAUCCAAUUGACGAGUAUAUGGAGUAUAUAGAGGAACAAGGAUUUGGUGCUCGAAAUAUUAGUGAAAAUGUUUUAGCACAGCAAGUACCCACUAAUUGUAACAACCACCAAGAGCCAGUAUAUAUCGAGCCAUCGCCCCCCGAAUCCAAUGACUCUUCCAACAUGCCUGCCGCGUCCACUUCAGCUCCAGAGGCACCAGAAAACUGGGAUGAAAACCAAUUGUCUUUAAUAAUUGGUAUCACAUAUGUGACCCUACUUGCUCACCCAUGCUACGUAACACGAUUACCAAAAUGGGGAACACCGAACAGAAGUAUAAACGGAGUUAAAGAACAGAAAUUAAACCACACAGCAUUUACCACUCAGCAAAUGCUGCUACUGGAGGAAGACUAUUCACGGAACCGUUAUUUAGACAGAAUACGGCGCUUUGAAUUGGCCGAGAUUUUUAAUCUAAAUGAGAGAAGUAUAGAAAAAUGGUUCCAGAACCGCAGAAUUAGUGAAAAGAAAAACAGAUCUGAAGACAGCUUUGGGGAAUCCGAAGAAGCAAGGACGUCGUAG